AUGACGAGCAUGAGCAGGACACAACGCUUGUCAAGGCUGGCGUCCGCUGUGGUGGAAGCUGCGACUGGCUCCAGGAAGGGAGGUUGGACCAAGGCUGCAGCCAGUGGUGCGUCCCAUGCUGUGCACUCUGGCAAGGCCUCUGUGAAGAAGGCAGACUCCUCAACAGCCCCGCCCCCAGGCCAGGGGAGGAAAAUGCAAAGUUCAAGGGCAGGACAAGGAUUCACACAGCCAGGCCUACAUUCUGCCAUGCCUGCACCCAGACAUGCGCCUCAUCCUGGGUUGCUGCACAGCUCUCCUGUCACCCAAGCCAGCGUGCCGCAGGAUGCGGCACCGGAGGAGCCGGCACAGCAGCUGCAGCCGCAGCUAGACAUUGAUCCUGUUGUGUUGGUCGUGAAGCACUUCUUGGAAAGCAAUGGGUUCAAAAACAGUGCCAAGGCCCUAGAGCAUGAAGCAAGGAAGGAGCUGGAGAAGGUUGAUGACCUGGACGUGUCCGAGACCAACCUUGUGCAAAUCUUGGAGGAGUACGCCUUCCUGAAGCAGGUUGAGGAGCGCAGACAGAAGCUCAUUGAAGAAAACCCACUUGGGGCGGACAUGAUGAUGCUUUUGGACAUGCACAUGGGCCUCCCGACUCCUGCCGAUGGCGCAG
Ostreobium quekettii is the source of this 646-nucleotide messenger RNA. The record is from the annotation of a GenBank genome assembly. NCBI's taxonomy places the organism in Eukaryota, Viridiplantae, Chlorophyta, Ulvophyceae, Bryopsidales, Ostreobiaceae.